CUGCCCUGUUUGCCCGGGAGAUCCUGGAACAGACAUCUCCAUCUAGCCGUGCGCAAUAAUUGAAAUGGCGCAUUUGGCUGCGGGCGGACUGCGAGGGCGCACAGUGAAUGAUGUCCAGACGUCAUUUGCUUUUAAUGGCCUCCAGGAAAUUUGCCAUUACAAUUCUCACAGACAUUAGAGCAAAGAGAGGAGUGCGGGGGAAAGCGCCGCAUGCAUGAGCACCAAGAUCCAGAUUUUUUUGCUUUGUUAAAAGAAUACGCGUCUUUUAUCGCCACUUUAUCAACAAGUUCCAGUGCGCCUCCUGCUUUAGCUAGAGAGACUUUUACUCGUCCAGGGAAGGAAAAUGUGUUGCCUUUGCGAAAGAGCCUGGGGGAAUAUUACAUCAGACGAAAUGACAAUGAUUAAAAUCAGCCUUUCUGCCUCUCCAAAGUCUCAGGAACGGCGCGGUGACACUUGCCUGAUGCGUAAACCGUUAUAUGCCGAACUUUAAACCCUCGCCAGCUAUUUUUACUUCGCGAAAGAGCGCGAGGCUAAAUAAUCGAGGGGAAUAUCAGGUUUGCAUCUGUUCCAAUGAGUCUGCUCGGGUUUGAGUUAAUUGUCCUCUAAUCCUGUGGCCCCAGAGGCGUUUGCGCAGCCUGGAGCCAGAAUUCUUCUUUCGGCUCUGCUCUGAUUUAGAGACGGAUUAUUGGCUUCCUUCUGCCCAUAAGCAAAGCAGCAGAUUCACCGUGGCCAAAAAAGACAGUGGCGAGGCUGAUAUACGCGACCGAAUCAGAGUAUUAAGAAAUAAGAAGAUCAAGAGGGGGAAGGAGAGCUCUGGUCUCCUGGAGAAGGAAGGGAGAAGCAUGUCACGCCUGUCUCUGACCCGGUCUCCGGUCUCUCCUCUGGCCGCGCAGGGGAUUCCACUGCCGGCUCAGCUCACCAAAGCCAACGCGCCCGUGCACAUCGACGUGGGUGGCCACAUGUACACCAGCAGCCUGGCGACCCUCACCAAAUACCCAGACUCACGGAUCAGCAGGCUGUUUAACGGAACCGAGCCGAUCGUUCUGGACAGUUUAAAGCAGCAUUACUUCAUCGACAGGGACGGAGAGAUAUUCCGCUAUAUUCUGAGCUUCCUGCGAACCUGCAAACUGCUCCUGCCGGAUGACUUUAAGGACUUCAAUCUCCUGUACGAGGAGGCGCGCUAUUACCAGCUGACACCCAUGAUCAAGGAGCUGGAGCGGUGGAAGCAGGAGCGGGAGCAGAGACGUCUGGCGCAGCCCUGCGACUGCCUGGUCGUCCGUGUGACCCCUGACCUCGGCGAGCGGAUCGCCCUCAGCGGGGAGAAAGUUCUCAUCGAGGAGAUCUUCCCCGAGACCGGUGACGUCAUGUGUAAUUCGGUCAACGCUGGCUGGAACCAGGACCCGACCCACGUCAUCCGCUUCCCCCUGAACGGCUACUGCAGACUGAACUCAGUGCAGGUGUUGGAGCGUCUCUUCCAGAAGGGCUUCAGCGUGGCUGCGUCCUGCGGCGGCGGCGUGGACUCGUCCCAGUUCAGCGAGUACGUGCUGUGCCGCGAGGACAGGCGGAGUCAGUCCAUGAACACGCCCAUCAGGAUAAAGCAGGAGCCGCUGGACUAGAGUCACACGCUCAGGCCCUCGGCCCCUCGACACACAGACUCGCAGCGUUUAUACGGGGAAUGUAAUGUACACACACACCGCACCAAGAAAGCCCAAAGAACUUCAACAGGAUCUUGCUGUUCCACCAAACCACCAAUCAGAGGAUGUCCUCACGCAUAUGGAAUGCAGGCCACGCCCCUCUGCCGGUGCAGUGUGUGUUAUUUUCUUGUAAUAAUCAAGGCUCAGUGCUUUCAAAUGACAGCACCGACGCCAACACGACUCCAUCGUCAGGGGCCGAGGGUCGAUUUCUCGCUCUCCACGGAUUGUUUUUCAUUUCAACCUUGUUGUUUAUAAAGUUCAAGACUUUUUCACUCCUUAUAGCGCCAUGUUGUAUGCGGUUAGCAGUACUAGGAUGGAGUUUUGUGUUUAUUUCUUUUGUUACAUGAAGGAUGAUGGGAGUGUUGUUCUGAAGGCAUUACGUUUGAGAGACUUUCCUGGCAGCGCUCGCAGAAACGCUAUUACGCCCUCGGGCUGCGUGGCGAAAGCAGUCUGGGGUUUAAUGCGUUCGGCGCUCCAGCAGCCUUCUUUGUUUGAAGGAGCUGCAAGCAAACGCGGGUGUUUCUGAAGCCUGCAUUGAAAAAUAGGUAACGCUGGUGGAGCGAGCUGUAGUUAAGCAUAUCGUUAAACGUUUGAAAUUUUUAUAAGCUCUCUAAUGCUUGAAUCAAAAGAGUUCUGAACUAAAUACAAAGAGUUGUGCGUGUUACGAACAAAAUUUUAAGGAUCUUGAGGCAAAACAUUGGAAGGUGUCUAGAGGAAAUCCAUAGUGUUCAUAACAUACGUUUGCACUUAAAUGCAUCUCAGACACCGAGACGACGGUGUGAAAACAAGCCGCCCGCGUGUUUAAAGAUUCAGUGGAAAUAGACUCAAGUUUGAGUCUGCUGACAGAAUGAGGGUAGUAACUAUGGUGCAUUAAUUUUUAAACCAUCUUUGUGAAUGAAUAAUCAUUAUUCAUUAGCCCAGUUUAUCAGGUUCAGUUUUUCGAUUGUUUGAAGUUGUCCGUUUUCUGUUUUUGACGUCAAAGUGUUGUCAGAUGCUGAAUCGAGGACGGAUGUGUUGUGAAUUUGUGGUGAAUGUGGUUUCUUGUGUCCAAACGCUCAGAGACAUCUCAUGUGUUUACACUGGACGUGUGCCGCACACAACUACAUCUACAGCGAACUAACAAAGCAACACUGCAGGCACGCAUCGGGACACUUUAUUCCCCGUCUGUCUGAAAAAUAUGGAAGCUCGUUGCCGCCAUGAAAUAAAAAUCUCUUUUUAUCUCACAAUUUUGACUUUUUUCUCACAAUUGCGAGUCAUAAAGUCUUUUUUCCCCCUCACAACUGGUCAUUAUAACACGCAAAUGCAAGUUUAUAUCU
Megalobrama amblycephala (Wuchang bream) is the source of this 3010-nucleotide messenger RNA. Its product is annotated as BTB/POZ domain-containing protein kctd15. Lineage: Eukaryota; Metazoa; Chordata; Actinopteri; Cypriniformes; Xenocyprididae. Bases 843 to 1616 code for a protein of 257 amino acids. The record is from RefSeq and is a predicted model, not a curated record. Gene Ontology annotation, biological process: protein homooligomerization. Gene Ontology annotation, molecular function: protein binding. The transcript is spliced from 5 exons.